AAAACAUAGAUAGAAUAUUCCUCUUAAACCCCUGCACUUGAUUGAUUUCAUCUCUAUCCGCCACUUUCUAUCUGACCUCAAGAAAAACAACAAACUUCCGUAAGGUAUCGUGGAAGUAUCUGAUCCGGCACAAAGCAUGGUUUCCCGGAGCGCCGUCCGGCCCUGGGCCACGGCCUUCAUUCUCGCAAGUUUCCUUGCCUCUCUCGCACACGCAGCGGGUGAGACUGGCAGCAAGCGCAUCGAAUCCGGACAAUGCCCUCCAGACGUCGAGGCCAUAAUGCCAUAUUCGCCUUUCAAACCUUACUUCAAAUUCCCCAUGUUCAAAGGAAACUCGCAGAACUGCUGGGUCGCAGCAGACUGUCUCAUGGAAGCGUCCGGCGAGAGUCGCAAGCAACAAUUUGGAGCCGUCGCGCUUGUCAUGGGCCUUAUCCCACUGACGCUGAAGGACAUUGCGUGGCCUGAACGUCGGAUAAUACACGUAACGAAGCGGUUGCACUGGGCAGUUCAAGUCUUCGUCCUUGCCCUGGGACUUGUGCCUUUGGAGACCGGUUCAAGGCAGAUAACCCUCCAGAAGAGCAUAGAAGGAAGCUGGGUCGCCAGAGCCUGCUGGGAAAUGAGAAGGGCUUCCGUCGUACUGGCCAUUACCAUUUGCUCCAUUCUCACCGUUGCGUCGUAUGCUGGAAUGGUCUUCAUGGAGAUAUACAGCAAGAGAAGUGCGCUUGGCUGUCCCUUUCCCUUCUUCGUCGCCGUUUGGUAUGUGGUCGCUCUUGUGCCCGCUUCUAUCCACUCGACCUUCGCGGCCCUCCGCAGGUCGCGUUACGGAAAGAAACUCCACGGCGAGAACAACAGAAGCGAGUCCGAGGGGGCCGAAACGAGAAAAUAUGGAGCAGCAAAUGGGGGUGUGGUGCUUCCCCAAGAUUCAGAAGAAGACAAUGAGCGCAAAAAGAAGAUUGUGUCGGCCGUGCAAGGCGCAGACGAGGAUUGGCCAGUCCAACUGUCGUGGGGAGUAUAUUACAUUGCUGGGACCCUGAUAUUCACAAGCAUAAUGGCUGUAACAGUUGCGGAACUUGUGUGCUGGGUGGGCCUGGGGUUUGCAAUCACUGCAAGCUCCAAAUUGUUGGGUUUCUUUCUAUGCUUGGUUUUCGAACAGACGGGCGUGAAAGGGGAGGGUUACGCAGAAUAGGAUGCUGGCUGGGGGUUUUUGCUCAAUACCUCCGCUGCAUGCAGGCGUACAAACCACGAGCUAGGAGCGUGCUGUACUAGUUUGCGCCCUCAAACAAUCCUUUCCGGAAUUUUCCCCGAGGCCGAAGUCGCAACAUUGGACCACUAUGACGCGAAUCAAAUUGAUCUUCCAUUUUGAAGAUCAAGUCCUUCUCUUGCCCAGCUCCACUCACAUCUGUGUCGCUGGCAUGAAAGUCGUAGUACCAUGUUGUCUUCACGAUAACAAGACCCGCCUCUAGAUAGACUAAGCUCUCGCCGGCGCAGGCUCGAGUUCCAAUAGAAAAUGGUGACAAUGCAUAACGGAUC
Molecule: messenger RNA, 1527 nt
Organism: Westerdykella ornata
Lineage: Eukaryota; Fungi; Ascomycota; Dothideomycetes; Pleosporales; Sporormiaceae
Exons: 1
Coding region: 137-1183 (348 amino acids)
Source: RefSeq, a predicted model, not a curated record